Molecule: messenger RNA, 3658 nt
Organism: Eleginops maclovinus (Patagonian blennie)
Lineage: Eukaryota; Metazoa; Chordata; Actinopteri; Perciformes; Eleginopidae
Exons: 2
Coding region: 1783-3537 (584 amino acids)
Molecular function (GO): protein dimerization activity
Source: RefSeq, a predicted model, not a curated record
CUUCCAUUUAAAUCGUUUAGGUUAUUUAAGUCUCUUGAGCUAGCUAGCAUAGCAACUAGAUAACUAUAGCAACCAAAAAACACAACUUUAGCUGCACAGUUUAAUUUCUCAAACUCAGCUCACCAAUACAUUAAAAAAAAAGAUCGUUGGGUUCAAAGUGAUCACAACGACGUUGUAUGAUGUUAAAUGGAUGACAGACAUUAAACAAUCCCCUCGGAAACACUCGGAUAUCAAUGUAAUCUUGGCUAAUAAUUAAACGUACUGGUGGCUUUCCAUUCGUCUGCAUUUGCAUUGUUGUAUUUUGUGGCAGAUUCAUCGGGGUAAAUCAUUAUGGUUACAUACUGUUACAUAUAUAUAUCGGGGUAAAAUCCAUCAAGCAUCUUUGUAACACAGCAGGGAGGCAUUAUACAGGAGGGAAUAUUUCCUCACUUGCAUCUUUGUUACAGAGCAGGGAGGCAUUAUACAGGAGGUGCUAAUUUCUCACUAGCUCCGCUUUGUGAGGGAUUGCUCAAUCUGACGUGAGGCGCCGCUCUUUGCCUUACCCCGCUUGUCUCCUCUGCUCAGGUCACGAGCAAAUUCAGCUAUUUUGGUUAUAAAAUUAUUUAAGAUCAUUGGAAUCAUACAAAAAUUACAUUUAUAGCACAGAUAAGUAGAACAUAUUAAUAUCUGGGUUUUUUUCAUUAUAUAAUUUAACAUAUGUGUUGUGUUUUUAUUAUCUUAAUUUCUAAUGGACCAAUGAUAAUUCGUGAAUACACUAUGCCCGCGAAAUCGCGGAGCGAGCUGUCAGUUGAAGUCUAUCAAAAAUGGAUGGUGAACGUACUUGUCCUCCGCUGAAAAAGCGGCGAAUUUCUGAACAGCGCUUCAAGCUAGAAUAUAACGCAGAAUGGCCGACCAUCACCCGGUCGAAGCUGGACGACUUCCACGCUUACUGUAUGUUGUGUAAGACAGAUUUUAGCGUGAGGCAUGGGGGCCGACACGACGUUGAAAAGCACAUCAGGACUGCUAAACACACGUCAUACAAGGCGGCAGUGGAAGCUACAAGGCCCAUCGCGGGCUUCUUUACGGUUGACAGUGACACCAGUGUCAUAAAUGCCGAAGUGCUCGCUGUGGACUUUCUGGUGGAACACAACAUCCCGAUCGCGGUGGCCGACCACAUCGGGCCACUGGUGAAAAAGAUGUUUCCGGACUCGAAAAUCGCUGGUAAGGCUCAAAUGACAAAUAGCCUCAAUUCAUCUCAAGCAUUCAUAGGCAUAGAUUUAUAUCUGUAUACUGUCACAAUACACUCUACAAUCUGUACAGACUAUAUAAAACAGUUACAGUACUGCCCUGGUUGAUAAUCUGAUUUAAAUCUUGCAAAUUAAUCAUUGCUAAUUUAUAGCCUACUGAUACUGUAUCAUUCUAAUAAACAUUUUUCAUUUUAUGUAAAGGUGAAAAAAAAAUAGCCUAGGCCAACUUACUCUACAGAGGAUUAAUAUCAUGAUUGUAAUUCUGCAAUUCUGUGUAAUCUAGAGUAUAAUCAUGAUAAUACAAUGCAAUAUUUUUGUGAUUGCAAUUGCAGGAAAGUAUGGGUCUGGUCGCACAAAGAGCAGCGCCAUUGUUGGAGCUCUUGCCAAGGAGGAUGCGUCUGUGAUCACGGAGGCAAUGAGGACAGCUCCAUACUCCCUAGCCACGGAUGGGAGCACUGACUAUGGAGACUAGUGUCAUGAGGCAUCUACUGGGCAGAACAUAUUCAAACUCAUUGACAAUGAACUUGAGAAACGUAGCAUAUCCUGGGACAACUGCAUGAGUUUUGGGGCAGAUAAUGCCAUGGUGAUGCAGGGACUCAAAGCUGGCACGGCAGGCUACAUCAACAAAAAAAACAGUGCAGUAUAUGUGCUGGGAUGCCCGUGCCAUCUAAUUCAUCUAGCUGCAGAAAAAGCUGCUGCUCAGCUUCCAGUGUCCAUUGAAGAGCUGCUGGUGGACAUAUACUUCUACCUAGACAAAUCCAGCAAGAGGAAACAGGGACUGAAGAAAUUUCAGGAUCUGUGUGGAGUGGAAAUGAGAAAGAUUGUUAAACAUGUAAGUACGAGGUGGCUCUCUUUAGAUAAAUGCAUCGCCAGGUUGUUGCAGCAGUGGCCUGCAUUGCUGCAAUACUUUGAGUCAGAACAGUCUGGGCACAGCAGCAAGGACAAGACCACGCAGAGCAGCAGCAAGGACAAGUCCACCCACAGUGUUAGCAAGGACACAUCAACCCACAGUAGCGGCAGCAAGGACAAUUCUCAGUUUGAUUUGGCAGGCUAUCUCUUUCGCCAACAAAACCUAGCCAAAUUCUGUCAGGGAAAGAAAACACCAGCAGCUGCAACCACACAGCCCAAGACUGCAACGGCAAAGCCCAACACAUCUAGCGCUGCACCCACUCGGCCCAAGACAUCUAGCACUGCACCCACUCAGCCCAAGACAUCUAGCACUGCACCCACUCAGCCCAAGACAUCUAGCGCUGCACACACUCAGCCCAAGACAUCUACCACUACUCCCACUCAGCCCAAAACAUCUAGCACUGCACCCACUCAGCCCAAGACAUCUAGCACUGCACCCACUCAGCCCAAUACAUCUAGCACUGGAGCCACUCAGCCCAAGACAGGGGCACAACAGAGAGUGCAGAGGGCAUGUCAACAUCUGCAGGACCCAACAUUCCAUCUUUACUGCUACUUUCUAAGUGCGGUCCUGCCGAUAUUUGAUGAGGCCAACACUCUGCUGCAGCUAGACAAACCCUGCAUACAAAUACUACACAGGACUUUGACCACACAGCUGAAGAAUCUCUUGAACCGAUUUGUGAAGCCUCAGCUGAUCAAUGCAGCUGCUAAGGUUCACCAGGUACCAUUCAGGGAACCAAGCAACCAGAAGAGCAAUGAGACCUUGUUCAUUGGGCAAAACACCAGAGACUUCAUAAGAGAUCACCCUGAGCUUGAGGAGCUGCAGCUUGCCCAGGUCUUCAGCGCUGUGCGGGCAUUCUACAUGAAGGCUGUUGAGUACAUGGUGAAGAAGUUUCCCUAUGAUGACCCAGUGAUAAGGAAUGCUUCUGUGGCUGACAUGUCUGCACGGGACAGUGCAGACUUCAAUUCUGUGAGGUACUUCACAGGCAGAUUCCCCUGCUUGAAGAUGAGUGCUGAGGAGAUGGACAAGCUUGAGGGUCAAUUCAUGACCUACCAAACCGAUGCUCUGCCAGAAAGCAUCACCAGCUGUGACAGACCAGACACACAGUGGCACCUGAUGAGUCAGCUGAAGGAUGGAAAUGGCCAUCUCAAGUACCCUUUACUCUGCAAGGUAAUGCUGGCUAUCCUCUGCAUCUUCCAUUCCAAUGCAGACUGCAAACGCAUCUUCAGUCUUGUCACAAAAAACAGAACGGAGUUCAGACCUAGUAUGGGAAUGGAGACCCUGAGUAACCUCAUUACCCACAAACAAUUCAUGGUGGCAAAGGGGUCUGUCUGCUACAAGCAGGCGUACUCCAAGACAACUCUUGCCAAGGCCAAGUCAGCAACCUAUGACCAUCUAAAGUGAGAGGUUGAUGAGAUGGUCAUGUCACAGCCAAAGGUUCCCUUGAGUUGAACUCUGUUCUAAAAAAAGGCUGUGUAAAGGUUUUUCAUGUGUUAUUGUUCAGUAUUGUUUCAUGAUGAAUUCU